Messenger RNA from Trichoderma aggressivum f. europaeum, 969 nucleotides. RefSeq lists its product as uncharacterized. Lineage: Eukaryota; Fungi; Ascomycota; Sordariomycetes; Hypocreales; Hypocreaceae. The record is from RefSeq and is a predicted model, not a curated record. The transcript is spliced from 3 exons. Bases 1 to 969 code for a protein of 322 amino acids.
AUGGCCGCCAAUGUCCCCAGCAUCGUGUGGUCCGCUCUCAGAGCCCUCAGCCUCACCGAGGUCCCCAGAGACAGCCCCGUUCGACGCCAUAGCGAGGACGACAAGCCCUACCAGCCCAGCAUCGUCGACAUCGCCGUGGUCAAGGCCAUGCUGUACCGCGCCAAGAAGAUGCCCCCGGAUCUAAUUGAUGCCAUACUCGACAUGGCCGAGUACUGGAUCCACUCAACCACGCAUCUAAACGAAAGAAUCGCCGUCAUGGGCGGCUCCGAGGCCAGAGAAAACAGAUUUCUGCUGCGGUCAUAUCCGCUCGGACUGCUCAAUUCCGGAGCUCGCCAAAACGCAAACGACCAGCCCUACGCCACGACUCUUCCCACCCCUCGACCUCUGGGCGAGACUCUCGAUGCCAGCUUCUUCGCCAAGUCCGUCAAAUACCCCCUCCCGCGGCUGGUUCACCCUGCGCGAAAGAUUGUCUUCAAGUUCAGAAGCCAAGACCAAGGAUACGUGAGCAGUCCCGAGGAGGGUGACCACCCUUAUUCUGGAUCAUGGACGUGGUUUGACGUUGGGCUGGAGAGAUUUGACGCCGACUCUGCAGUCGAUGGAUCUGCACUCUCGGUCAACUCACUUCGACCUAUCCAACCCCCCAUCCGGCAGACAUCCUCCGAUCCAGUCGGCUACAACUACACCCACGAGCUGCUACACUCACCCGAGUGGGAGAUCCAGCGGAAUCAGACGGCUGUCAGGAAGUGGCAAGACCACGUCAUCACGUGGUCCUACCUAGACGACAUCCCGGCUGAUUCCGACCGUAGCAAAGAUCUCGAGGCACAAGGCAGAGGACGUGGCACAGGCGAUGGCAAGUUUGUAAGACAGCUGCAGGUGGGCGAUGUGAUUACGGUCUGGGGCAAGGCCAGGUUUCCCGGAUGGGCGAACCGCAUCGAGUCGGUCCAGAUCGACGUGUACUGGGCCGUGUAA